UGUCAGCCAAAGACAGCUACUUUGAGAGUGGAAAUUCUGCAGGCUUUCCAUAGAUGAUACACAUCGGGCCAAAUAAGACUGCUUUUACUAGUUGCAACCACUGCCUGGUGUCAACGUGUUUGUCUGUGAAUGACAGGCAAACUGGGUGUGACCAACUUGGCAUAGAUAUUAAGAACACAUGCACAGCACAGUCAACUGAGAAAACAGCGGAAAGGCUGACGGUUGUUGGUUGUUUCGGCCCUGAAACGUAAUUUUGAUAUCUGUCCCUGCUGCGCGUAGAUACAGUGGAAGCGCUAGAGGGACGCUACGGAAGAAAUGGAGGUGAUCAGGGCGAGGAUGGGAUGGGUGGAUCCUGCGUUAGAGCGGCUGUUUGACUUGCAAAGCAGGCGUGGGUGCUCGAGGACCGGUCAUUGAGAGAAGGCCCUUCCCUGGAAGUGGAGCGCGUGCAGGGGAACAGACAGUUACUGGGCUGCCUUGUGCUGGGCUGCGGGCCUUGUCACCCAUAGGCAUGAAUUAGUGAUAAGGAAUGUUUCAAGCCAUGAGGAGGUGUCAGGAUCAGACAGGCAGACGCACAGACGGUAGGACGGAUACACGGGUGGGGGCUGUGCUAGGCGGCUCGGCGGCAGGCUGGUGGAAGAUGUCGUCAGGAGCUGGUGGGAGGGGCGGAAAGCAGCUCAGGGGGACAGCAAGCGCCGGGGGCGGAGGAGGGCGAGGAGGGCCGGGCGAGGCGGAGGAAGGCCCCGUGGGGAUCCCUUUCCCCGAGCACAGCGCCGACAUCCUGGGCAGCCUGAACAAGCAGCGGCUCUCUGGCCUGCUGUGCGACGUGCUCCUGGUCACUCAGGAUCAGGAGUUUCCUGCACACCGCUCCGUCCUGGCCUCCUGCAGCUCAUACUUCCACAAGCUCUUCACUUCAGGUGCCGCUGCCGACCAACAAAACAUCUACAACAUCGACUUUGCGCCAGCGGAGGCUCUGGGAGCGUUGCUGGACUUUGCCUACACAGCCACAUUGACAGUCAGCCACAGCAGUGUGGCGGACAUCCUUGCCGCUGCUCGCCUCCUGGAGAUCUCACCUGUCCAGGACGUCUGUACUCACCUGCUGGACACCAAAGUGCUCUCCCCGCCGGCGGGCAAUGAGCAACGAGAUGAGGAUGAACAUAAGGAGGGAAAGGGCAGAGGUGGCAAGGAGCAGGGGAACCGGGCUCGGGCCCGGGAGUACCUGGAGUACUUCCAGAGAGGGGCGCACUGGAGCAGCAGCUGCAGCACGCCAGAGCUCAGGGACCUGCCUACACACCUGCACUUUAACCACGGCAAUGGCCCUAGCAACGGGGCUCCUGGUGGCCCUGGUGAGUACUACUCCCCCCUGGCACUCGCAUUGGCCCAGGCCCCAACGCAGGAGCCAGAAGAAGAGGAUGAGGAUGACGAGGAAGAUGAGGACGGGGAGGCAUUGCAGGGGAAUGGAGCAAGCCUGGGGUCGUCUUAUUACCCACCAUCCCAGAACGGGCACCUCUACCUCCCACCUGACACAAGGCUGGGGCAGGAGACCGAAGUGGAGGACAGUGGUAGGGAGGAAAUGGCGAGGGAGAGAGGUUCAGCCAGUGCCCUCCUGCAGCAGAUGAUGGACUCCAUCGAGAGGCAAAAGGAGCGCGCAACAACCGGGGAGGACCUAGGAGAUGGGGACGACCCAGACAUGGAAUUUUACUUGAAUUAUUUUAACAGCACACAGCAUGAGGAUACGUCUUCUGCUGCUGUGACACAUGGUGUGCCGCCACCCUGGUUAUCACGGGGCAGUACUGGCCAAGACAGAGUAGGAGGAGAGAGGGUUGUUGGAGAGAGAGGCAGUGGGGGUGGAGGAGGUGGAGGAGAGAGGAAGAUGCGCUCUAAGGCCUUCCAGAAGUGCCCCAUAUGCUCCAAGGUCAUUCAAGGAGCAGGCAAGCUACCCCGCCAUAUCCGAACGCACACGGGAGAGAAACCCUAUGAAUGCGCCAUCUGCAAAGUGCGCUUUACCAGGCAGGACAAGCUCAAGGUUCAUAUGAGGAAGCAUACAGGAGAGAAGCCUUACCUGUGUACGCAAUGUGGAGCCGCCUUUGCUCACAACUACGACCUGAAGAACCACAUGCGUGUACACACAGGCCUGCGCCCCUAUCAGUGCUCAAGCUGCUUUAAGACUUUUGUGCGCUCCGAUCACCUGCACCGCCACCUCAAGAAGGACGGCUGCAACGGCAUCCCCUCUCGUCGAGGUCGAAAGCCUCGGAUGAGGGAGCCAGGGCACCUUGAGUCCCAGUUGGGUCUGCUGAGCCCCAGCUCCGACACAGGGCCUGCGCCUCGUACCAUCAGGGGACGGCGGCGUUCAGAAGCAACCUCAGCGGCGGAGAUGGAGGGGGUAGCUGGAGCUCGUGCACACAGUCCUCAGCUGCAGGAGUUUGCUGGGGAGGCUGGGCCUUGAGACUGCAGGGGCAUCAAGGACACUGCUGGAUACCAUAGUCACUCUGCACUGCCUGUGAGACAGGCCAGUGAACAGAGGAGAAAAAAGACGCAAAGACAGACUUAAAAAAAAAACAAUUUAACAACUAACUAUUCCUCUAUAAACCAAAUCAGGGUGUCACAAAAAUCUAAUCUUUAUAUUUCUUUCUCCUUUUACUUUAGAAAAGAGUAGACUUGCAAGCACUUGAGUCUGUGUAUCUGUUAAAGAGCAAAGAACGCUUCACAUCAUACACCCAUCACGUCCACUUUCUGGGCCAUUUCCUUCUUUAUAAUAUUAGGGGUUUUAUACAUUGGCAUAUGGGCUUAGGCAAAUGUAUAAUAGAUACGAAGAAACUCUGAACAACUAUGCAGUUGAUUUAGAUUUUUAUUGGUUUUGUCCUCACAGCCUUCAAGCUCUAAGCAAGGUGUCUGUCAAGCACCUUCUGGCUGCUGUACGGGUGAAGCGAGGACAAAUCCUCCCGGUGAAAACAACUCUUUUUCUAUUCUUUUGCAGGUCUGAAAUGUACAGUUACCAUAGAAACAACAUUGCCACAAUAUGGCAUAUGCAAGGAAAACGCACCACAGUUUUGAUGCAACAGUUUUCUCUCUCUAAAUGUUCCAGAAAGACUCAGACGAGGGUUUGGUUGAAGUGUUACUUACUCUAAAAAAAGCAUUUUCAGAAUCUAAGGUUUGUCUUAUUGAAAAACAAAUUGACCUUGAGUCGAAUCCACGUUAAUGGGGACUCGUCAAUUGCAGGACUAGGGAAAAUGAGGGGUGGAGGGAUUGUGUUUUAAAAGCACUACCAUCGUCAAUGUGUCUGUUGGCUUGACUACAUGGCCUCUUAUUCCUCACAAUUCUGCAAUUUCAGCAUUUCUGUUUUCCCUUUUGAUUUUGUCUUAAUUUUUUUUUCUUUUUUUCCGUUCCUUUUUGUUGACUGCUUCGGGUACUUGACACUUUAUAAUUGUAUACAUGUAUAUACAGCAGGUGGUAAAUAUGACAUUGGUCCUUUCUUAAUGCUGAGGUGUACUUACCAAUCGGGUUUUUUCCUCUUAGGCUUGAUGUCAUAUUUCUCAAAGAGUGAAGCUUGCGGGUGAACGAAAAAAAAACUGUAUGAAUGUUUGAUGAAACAAAAAAAACAUAAGUCACCCAUUUGUCCUAAUCACUUGACAUGUAUAGUUCCUGCCCAAAGGAUGAGGAGGUCGAUCGAAUGAAUGUGCUUAACUGCAGUUUUUCGGAAUCUGUCCUUGUGUGACAAGGCGCGGGUAGCAUUUAACCAACCGCAGGUUAAAAGAAAUGGCAGGGAGCCCAAGUGAGAGAGUGACAAAGAAUACGAAGAAGAAGAGAAAGAUGAGCACCUUUUUUUUCUAUGUUUGCACAGCUUUACUAAAGAUAUCCAACCGAGCGAGUGUGAGAGAGAGAGAGAGAGCGAGCGAGAGAGGUAUAUUUAAAGGAAGUGGGCUGGUGUCGGGGAAGGAGCGAGAGCAGGUUUAUGUAUCAUGCUUAUUCCAAUUCUUUUGCCCUGGGGACCACACAACCGUGAGGCAACCUGUAUGAUGAAGAGAGCAAUAAAUACCUGUCCAAGUUGGGAGGCCAAAUAGGAGCGCAGCUGCAGCUGGUUGAUGGGGGGAGGGGAACAAGGGAAGGGGAGGGGGAUCUCACAAUGUCUGUUGCAUUCCAAAAAAUAAUCUCCCCCAGCUCAGCCACGUUUCCAGGCAGGAGGGGAUCAAAUCAGGCCUUUUCUCUCCCUCGCGCUCCCUCUGUAGUCCUCUAAUGCCCCCGAACCAGCCUGGAGGGGAUAUUAUUAUAUUAGAGUCUGGUGUUGCUGUGGGUAGUACGCCUGGUACUGGCAGUUUAGUGUGCGAGUGUGUUUACAUGUUUGUGUGUUUGUGUGCAUGUGUGUGUGUGUGUGCGUGGCAGCCAGGGUCCCUCUGGCCACAUCAUCACUGUGUGAGUCAGCCACAGCCUGUUCAAACAUGCACCCUGAGCUGCCAGCCCCACUGCACUUUCUCUGCCUCACACACACACACACACACACACACACACACUUGCUGAGUGCAGGUAUCCUGUAGAGAAGGGGAAAACACUAGAGCUGAUACAUCAGUUAGAUAUUGUCAGUGACUCCCUACAUCUGGAUUUGUCCAUUUUUAAAUCUCAACAUUAUUUCCAAAGCCAGCACACUGAGCCUUUGAAUAUAGAGGAGAUCACACAUAUGGGUUUCGAGCCCCCCCCCCCUAUAACUUAAAUAGUCGUGCUGUAGUUCAACUACCAGUCCCCUUUUGCACCUUGAUUGGAAAGAGGCAGGUUAUGAAUGCACUUUGUCCCUGAGGAGGGCACUUUUGUCAACAAAACGGGUACUUCAGAAACAAACCAUUUGCAAAUGAGAUAUGUCCUUUCUUCUGCCCAUGGGGUUGAAGUCAAGCUCCUUUGCUGGUUCUUUUCAGUUUUUGAUGACAAGCUGCCAAGAAAACGAAAAAAAUUGAAACCUUGAUUAUGCUAAAUCGAUCUCAGAAAGAGAAGCCAGACCGGUUUCAGCUACAAACGUGUUGAGAGUUCUGACUUUACAAAUGACUAAAUUAAUCCAUGUGACGGAUUGCACUUGAAGUUAGUUGUCAAAAAUAAAUCUAGUGUGUUUUUUAUGUCUUAAUGUCAAGAAAGGGGGAUGGAAGGAUGAGGGAGAUGAAAAAGAAAGUGUGUGUCUGUGCGUGUGCACAAGCAUGCAAUGCUGGCUGGCAGGCUGGAGGGUCUCAGGACAAGCUUGGAUAAACAAACUUCGUGUCUAGCCCAUCUGUUCACCAGCUCCUCUCAUAACUACACAUGUUCUCCGAGGAACCACAGUGAUAAUAGGUCCACGGUACCACACAAGCAAAAAAAAAUACCAUAUUGUAAAACAACUCAUUGGACAGUGUUGCUUGUUUACUUCACAGCUCCCUCGGUGCACAUUUGCACAAAUCUUCGUUUACUCUUGUUGGUCAUUGUCAGAGGUUGGCGAGGUCUUCGCAGUUUGAGUUUCUAUUUUUGCUUCUCUGUUAUGACAAAGAUGGGGUUUAUUAUUGCACAGUUUGGCUCCUACAGGCAGACCAAUGCAACCUGGGUAUCUCGACCUGCUUUGUGAUCUUCAUGUAUAGUGGUACUCGCCAUGCACUCCUUAAAACCAUUUGAUGUGGCAGAUUUUUUUUACCUGUUGAGACCUGUGAGCCAUCUUAAACACAUGUUCUGUUGGACCUUCAUAUUUGCCCCAAAUGUCUUAUGUUGUGUGUUGAUUAACCAAAGCUUUUUGCCCUCGAUCUUAGUCUCUAUAGACUAGAAAUAUUGAAAGUAUGUCUAUAAUUUAUUCAGACUGGGCCUCCCCUGACUAAGCCACACACAGAUGCCCUCUUCUUGGAUGCAUAUGCAGAAAUGUGUGUGGAAUCAUGCAGACAUUUACUUGAGUUCACUUUCCCUCGCUCUUUGUAUGUGGCAGAUAGAAUCAGAGGCUUAAGGAUGUAUAGUUUUUUUCUGUCUACACUCUUUCUUUUCUUAAAGUAACGUGUUGUGCUACAGCAGUUUUUUUCUAACAAUUUUACAUGGCUGUGCAUGUAACUGCGUAGGCGUAUGUGUUUGAGUGUGUGAGUGUGUGUGUAUGGGGGGGUGGGAAGAGGUUUUUUGUUGCUGUGCCAGGAGGGUGGGGAAAAUGGGUGCAUGGGUGGGGUUAUGGAUAUAAAGCCUGAUAGCACUGGAAAUGGUGCUUAAGCUGAGAGAGCAAAAGUUUGCACUAAUGUUAAAUGUCCUUGUCCUGCUUAUGGGAGAAGGGCAGGAGACCUCAGAGAGGCCUGCGAGUUUCCAUGAGCACGGAGCUGCGUGGUGAACUCACUCAAUGGUCUCGUAAAAAAGUCCAUCCAACCCCCUCCAUAGAAAUAAUCAUGUACAGUAUAUUAAAGAAGUACACAGACGUCCAACAACUACAAAUACCAAAGGAAAGCAUGGCUUGCAUUCAAGUCAUUGUACGUUUUAAAGCUACCAAUCUAAUGUUGGAUUAAUAGAGUUUUAUUGUUGAAUCUGAAGUCUCUUGAAAAGAGAUUCUGGUUGUAGCUUCUGAUGGAAACUAGAAGUGGUGGGAAGACCGGAAAUCAUAUUUGCUCUUUGUAUUUAAAUAUAUUCCAAAUAAAAAAACAUUUAGGCACUUAAACAGUAGCAAAGCCUCUCGAAAACAUCCUGAUCUGACGGCUGAGAUGUAGCGUGUGGCAUGAUAUUGAUUCCGACUUGUUUUCAACUGAAGAGAUGGGAUCUUGAUUUGUUUUAUGUUCAGUAAAAUGAUAAAAUGAUGAUUACAACUAUUGUUAAACACUGUUAAUUUCAUCAUCACUAAAAAUGGAUGAUUUCAUUUUUUGAAAAGGUUGAAUUGAAGUCUAAUGUUCUCUAAUUGAAGCAGACUGGGACUUUUUGGCCUUGCCUGAGCAGCACUAAGCUUAUUUUUUAUUUUCCUUGUUUACCACACAGUGGUAUUGUGCAGUGUGUGGCUGAGGCUCACACCCACCAGGUGCUUUAACUGGGCAGGGGCCGGUAAAACUUGCACUCUCUCCUUUUCUGUUCACCCUGAUCUUUGUUUUCUACCCAUAACUUAAGACCAAAAGUUUAAAAGCUAAUUGGAUUGGUUCGGAAAUUGAUCAUUCUGUUGUUUGAAUUUGAAUUUAUUAAUAACAAAGUCGUAGUCGCUAGAUCAGAGUUGCGUCUCCAUCAGCAUCUGUGGCUCCAGAACUGGUGCGUCCCCAGCCUCAGCCCCAGACCAAGGUCACUGACACAGUCUCAGAGGUGAUUUCAAUUUGACCUUCAUGUUCUUUUUUUUCUUUGUUGCUAUCAAAGACUUUUGGUGAAUCUAUCUGAGAAGGCCAUAAAACAAAGACGACCAACAAUGAUGUGAUAACAAUGAUAACUGUAAAUAAUCAAGCUGAAGCUGGACAGGAUGACUGUUAUCACAGCGAACUGCAAUGACGGCAGAAGUGGGACUUGUUAGCUUUGCCGCGUCAUUCUGCCGCAACACCUGAUUUCUCUGUGUUUUCCGUGAGGCUCUCCGUGCACACCAAGCUGAGUGCAGCAUAUGCAGUAUGGCCCCGUGCGCAGCGUAGCUCUGGCACUUACACAGACAGCCCUGGGUCCUUCAGAGGCUGGCUGCUGUCUGUUGGCUGCUCUCAGCCAAGUGGGGACAGUUUGCACUUGGAGUCUCUCUCAGUCUGGAGGGAUUCGGAGGUUUAGCGUACAGGGAGGAGGAGGAUUUAAUACGGGUGGUAGGGGAAGGCUGGAAGUUGUUUUCAGGGAUGAGGUUAGAAAGCCCAGGUGAUCGACUAUUUAUUGGUUCAGCGUUGCUACUCUAAGCUGGUAGGAAUUGCAUGGCCACAGUGUGAUGUGAAUUGCAAUAGGAGGUCACCAGAUUGGAGAACUGCAACAAGGAGAAUGUUGCUGAUCUACUUUGUCUCUAUGUAAGUUCUUCUCAGGUGGAAAAUACACUGCUAUGCAUUGGUUUCAGCUCAGUUUGUGGUUGUGUCUCAUCACCCCCCCCUCUCCGUCUUUGCUUUUCUUCUUCAUACCAAUAUUGAACAUAAUCCUUCCCAUAAAGGUUAACAGCGGAACACUUCCCUCUAUUAAAUUUAAAUAUAUAUAAAGAUAUAUAGAUCCAGGGUUUGUAUAAGGGAAGGAAGCCGCUGGAGAUUCAGUCUUAAAAGUCAGACGGUAAAAAAAAUUCUGAAAGGAGUUGGGUUUGGAAAAGCACAGAUGCAGAGCGUUGUAUGUUCUCUCACUUUCUUCUCCCAUCGCUCUUCCUCUCUGUGGACUCGGAGUCUCUGCUGCCGACUGGCCUUCAAUCAAAGAUCACACACCUUCAGCAGGGGAAUCAGCGAGAGAGGGAGGGGAUUGGAUAAUGUCUGGAGGAAAUCUGCCGUUUCAGUUUUCAGUCACCUUAAACCAAUUAGUAAGAUAUAUUCCAUUACUUCAUACUAUUGAUCAUCAUAUAUUUUGGUGAUCUUGGCAGGUGUAAAGGAUGAGAGCUGGAGACGACAGUCGGCUGUUUCAGUCCGUCUGUCUGCGCUCACUAUCCCACCACUAAGAGGCUGACAGACAGUUGAAAAGGCCCCCGGCGUACUGCUAUCCAACUGCCUUUUUUCAGCUUCUGCGAUUGUAACAAAAAGCACUUUGCGAAAAGGCCAUCCUGAAUUUUGUGUGCUUUUAUUUUAAGGUUAUCACUAUUAUUGUUAUAUUGUUGAUCCUGUUGUUUAUUUGUUUGUUUUGUCUUCUCAGUGCGGAUGAUUAUUUAAAUGCAAAAAUAAUAAUAAUAUGAUUAUUGAAAAAAGAAAAAAACUUGAACAUUUUCUAUCUGGAUUGAAGGUGGUUUGAGCUGCCACCUCAGCUGAACAUAAACAAACACAUCUCUGUUAGACCACCAUAUGCAGCUGUUGCAUAGUCACACAAUGGUGGUGUGUGUGUGGGGGGGGGGGGCUCCAUCGCCCCCCCAAUACCUGCUCUCUGCUCACUAUCUCAGAUCUCGUCCGGGGGGGUGGGGGGUAAGGUCAUUCAAGCUCAUUUUGGGAGACUCAUUUUCUUGAAAAGAAACCUGUAUAAGAGUUACAAAGCUUUCUGAGAAGGCUAGCUGUGCUGAAUGUUAAACAUGCAGUGUUGUAUCCACUGCAGAAUCUCUUUGUCUGCAAUAACGCCCUCUCUGUGCAGUUAAAGGCUGGAUCUGGUAUCCAUGUGGGACUUACAUGAAAUGGAUGAAAUGGCCAAAUGACCAUCAUGGACUUUUGCAAAUCAGAACAGAAAAUGUGUUUUUUGGCCUUAACAUCUAUGUCAAAUCAAGAUUGUUGCAGUAGAGUGGAAAAGAAUAAUAUUGAUCCUAAUAAACGUUCGAUAAAUCUAUAGUUCAGUAAAUGGUUUAACUUGGGAGAGACAGAAAUAGGCUACUAUUUAUAAUAGAUUGAUUUGUAACUGUGAUGAUGAAGAUAAUUCUUUACAGAGUUUUUUUUUUUUUUUUUUUCCCUGCUGUACAUGUUAAGAUGGUGGAACACGUCCCAGUUCUCAUAUCUGGAAGUUCAACUGUAAAUGCGCACAGAGUCGCGUGAGGCAGAAACUGUUGCUCUGCUGGACAUCUGACCACCUCCCUGACGCUCUAUCCCAACCAGAGAAUCACAAAAGAAGCAGAAUACCUGCUGUGAAUUCACUAAUUGGCACGAGUUUGGUCAGAAAGUAAAGCAUCAUUCAGCUUUUCAACAGCAGCCGUUAUCUCCCUGACGUGAUUCAGUGUGGAUUUACUUUUUAAAUAAUCCCUAUUCUCAUCACAAAAUUAGUUUAAUUUUUUUCAGCAUCGCAGUCUGUCGGUCCAUAUCUGUUGAUAGCUGCAGGGAGGGGGGGAUAUGGGGGAUUUUCGUUUUGUUUCUCUUUUUUUUGAGAAUUUGCACUUUCUUGGUGACGAAAAAAAUUGUAUAUGAGACCACUAAAUCCACACAGUCUAAACCAUAUAAUUCCAUUUUUGUGUCAUUUUUGUUUCCUGUUCUUCUUUUUUUAAUAUAUCCAAAAAUGUCUGGCAUCUGGUUGUCUGGUUCAAAGAAUAUAAAAUCUUUCUAUUAAAAACAAUGGUUGCAAA
Messenger RNA from Pleuronectes platessa (European plaice), 10066 nucleotides. RefSeq names its product zinc finger and BTB domain containing 7a (gene zbtb7a). Gene Ontology annotation, molecular function: RNA polymerase II cis-regulatory region sequence-specific DNA binding; protein binding; DNA-binding transcription factor activity, RNA polymerase II-specific. The transcript has 4 exons. Gene Ontology annotation, biological process: regulation of transcription by RNA polymerase II. The record is from RefSeq and is a predicted model, not a curated record. Lineage: Eukaryota; Metazoa; Chordata; Actinopteri; Pleuronectiformes; Pleuronectidae. The coding region runs from base 527 to 2443 and encodes 638 amino acids.